AUGCGUCAGCACGUCUCGCGCUCCUUCAUCGCGCUCCUGUGCGUAUCCGCGCUCGUCGCCCUGCACGUCGCCGUCCCGAGCGAUCGCGCGCCGCGGGACCGCCUCGCGCGCCCCGCCCCCUCCCCUUCCCAAACCUCCCAAACCUCCGUCGCGUCACAAGCAAGUCGAGCCGUCGCGUCGUUACCCUCGCCCGCCCCGCCGCUCUGCGUCGUCGUCCCGUACCGCGAGCGCCCCGGGCGCACCGCGCGCGAGCCCGAGCGCUUCGCCGCAUACAUCCGCCGCUGGCUCAAACGCGUCAAGGGAAUCACGCGCGUCAGGGUGUGGGUGCUCGAGCAGGAGGACGAGCACAGGUUCAACCGCGGGUUUUUGAUAAACGCGGGCGUCGCGUUGGGCAGGCUCGUCGACGGCUGCGACGUCUUCGCGCUGCACGACGUCGACCUCCUGCCGGUGGACCCGCGCGUCCCGUACGCCUUCGACGACGACGACGACGACGACGACGACGACGGAUCGCGAAGGCGGUUCCCGAGCUCGCGCGGGCCCGUGCACCUGAGCCCCCCGGGCGUACACCCCGAGUACUGCUACCCGACGUUUCGGGGGGGCGCGUGGCUCUUCGCGUGGAAACACCUCGCGCGCGUGAACGGGUACUCGCACGCGUACUGGGGAUGGGGACAGGAGGACGACGACCUCGGCGCGCGCAUGAGGGACGCCAACGUCACGCACGCGCGAGCGUUCGACUACCCGGGCCCCAGGAGGGAGGAGGACGGGGAAAAAACCCCGGCGACGGCGCCGUGCACGGGCCGCGUCCAAAACUGCCACCCCGGCGACCACGACCCGACGGUCCGCGACUGCGGCGUGUACCCCUACGACACCUUCGUUCGCGCCAUGUUCCACCCGACGCCCGGCGGGAUCAUCGAAGGAAUAUCUGUCCCGCCGUCGAGGUCGCUCGCGGAAGGGACGUGCUUCGUGCACGCGCACGAGGGCGGGUUCUCGCGCGACGAGGUGGAGAGGUCCGGCGCGAAAGGCGUGGUCGCCAGGACGUCGGAGGCGUUCCAGUUUGGUCGGCGCUGGGACGACGUCGUCAACGGAAGGUUCCGGAGGGACGAGAGCACGGGGCUCGCUGGGCUCGUUCCGCGGCGGUGCGCGGGAUCGAUCCGGCGACCUUCGGGUUCUGUUGACGCUUCGUUCGUUCGCGAAGCAAACCCAAACCUACAUAACCCAAACCCCGACCCGAUCCCCGGGCACGGUUUCCAGCUGCUGGCGAUGGAUAAGAUCGGCGUCGUCGUGAGAGCCGACGGCGUGGCGGACAAGGUGCGCGAGACGUCGCACCCGGCGUUUCGCGAGUGGCUCGCGUCGUCGUCCAACGCGGGGUUCGAACCGACGACCUCCAGGUGGAGCGGCAACGCGUUCCUGGCGCACGUCUGCGACGAGGACUCGACGUAUCCGUACGUAUCCUACGAUGUAAACGCAAACGACCUUCGCGUCGGGGCGUACACCAGGACGCGCGUGCGACUGACGUGCGACGAGGAGGAGUCCCCGUGGUGCCGCCAGCCGAACGUACCGGCGAUCGCGACGGAGUGA
Micromonas commoda is the source of this 1578-nucleotide messenger RNA. Its product is annotated as glycosyltransferase family 7 protein. Lineage: Eukaryota; Viridiplantae; Chlorophyta; Mamiellophyceae; Mamiellales; Mamiellaceae. Bases 1 to 1578 code for a protein of 525 amino acids. Gene Ontology annotation, molecular function: xylosylprotein 4-beta-galactosyltransferase activity. The transcript has a single exon. Gene Ontology annotation, biological process: carbohydrate metabolic process; proteoglycan biosynthetic process. The record is from RefSeq and is a predicted model, not a curated record.